AUGCCACAGACCACAGGUGUCCUGCUAAGUUCUCGAUCUCGAGCCUCCAGAGUGCAACAGCAUGUCCACUGUGACUCCUGCUACAGCCGGCGCUGCAGGGCUCGUGUGGAGGUCUCUGUGUGCUGUGCAAUCAUUCCAUGCCGCCUGCACUGUGGAGCUCUAUUCCACCUGUGCAAAGAGGAGGAUCACCUGCUGCUCUGCCCCAAUGUGAGGGUGCCCUGUCUCAAUGUUGAGUACGGCUGCCCGCUCCACCUGCCUCGCUCCUCACAGGCAGCUCACCUUCAAGUAUGUCCAGCCAGCGUGGUGUGCUGCUCCAUGGAGUGGAACCGCUGGCCUGCAAACGAUUCCCACUCUUUUUCGAACGUAGAGCUGCAUGAAAACCUGCUGCAUGAAAGACAACAAGGUGGCUGUCUGGAUCUGGCCAUGGCCCUGAAGGACCAGGACCGCCUCUUUCACCUCAUGAAGAUGAAGAAACUGUUCCCAGAGCUGAUCCAGAGUGUGGAGGAGGAUGAGAAAGAGGAAGAGAGGAGGGAAGAUGAGAGAAGAAAGGAGAAGCAAUUGCAGAAAAAGGCUGCUUUGGAGAAGGAGGCAGCAGAAAGGGCGGCUGCAAAGGAAGUCGCCAGAGAGUCUUUUGACUUGUUAAACUCCCAUAUACCUGAUGGAAAAGAAGAUGAGGACGAGUCAGCUGAAGAUGAAUUUGAGCAGGGGCCAAUACUCUCCCUUGAGGAGAGAGAAGCUAUUGCUAGGGGCUCGGGAUUGGACGCGGAAGUGUUAGAAAACUACAAUGCCUGGGAGCGCAUGUUCAGUAUGGAGAUGGGCGGAUGCAGAGAGGCUGAAGGGGCAGCAGGGGCGGGCAGAGGUCAGGGGCCUGCUAAAGGACAAGAAAAACGCCUGGGAACUUUGACAGAGGAAGAUACAGAUGAGCUCUGUGUAGGUGCAUCCAACAUCUGUAAACAGGGGAGAACUGCAUGCAUUGUUUCCUCCACAUCCAACUCCUCCUGUCUUUCAGGAAAACUGAAGAAGAAGAAAUUUGUGUACGGACACAUUGAGCCCAUGAAGAUUAUCACUGUGCGUACUUUUAAAGUUCCAACAAGCUUCUCUGCCAAGCAGGGCCGCAUUCGCAACCCUAGUUUCUACAAGAGGGAGAGUCAAGCUGUAGACACCAGUGACCUGGGGGUGGCGCCAGAGGAGAUGCCAGUGUGGGAGGAGGUUCAGGCCUCUCUGCUGUGCUCCCUGGAGAAGGAGCAAAGGGGUCACCUGAUCGCAGAAAGCAGAUGCACAGAUGGUCUGUUACAAGACGAAGGCACACAGACGUAUAACUUCUUGUCUGCUCCCUUCCGGAGAAACACGUCAUUGGCAGACCUGACAACUGAAAAACCGCUGGAGCUGCACCUUCAGCUGCAGGUGGAGAGUGUAACCAGCAGACACCACAAGGCCAGCUCUGCCUUUACCUUCCUCUGUGAACACAUCUUUCAGCGCAGAGAAUACGGCAAACAUUAUAGGAACAUACACUGUGACAUCCAGAUGGGUGUGAAUGGGUGGUUUGAGCAGAGAUGCCCUCUGGCCUACCUGGGAUGCACCUACAACCAGAAAAGGUUUCAUCCAUCCACACAUGAAGCUACCGUCUCCUACAACGAGGAUCUAGGCUGUCUGAGCCUGCAUCCCACCACUCAUGCCUCUCUGGGUAAUACCUCCCAAAAGUCCAGGAGCUCAGCAGACUCCUCCAACACUCAGAGGAAGAGAGGGGGUCGAGGUGGACGAGGAGCGGACUCUCUGAGCUGUCUCCCCUACGAGGUGCUGUGCCACAUAGCCAGUUUCCUGGACAGUCUGUCCCUGUCCCAGCUAGCUCUGGUGUCAAAGCUCAUGAGGCAGGUGUGCUCCUCUCUGCUGCAAGAGAGAGGGAUGGUGACCCUCAGCUGGGAGAGGAAAACAUAUUCACACGGGGGAGCCAAGUGGAGGGUGACGCAGAGGGUGUGGCAGUUCAGCACCUUGUUCUCCCCAGUGGACACUUGGUGUUUCCGAGAUGUGCCGUCCAUGUCCGAGCACCUAAAGGUGUGUCCCUACUAUGAGAGAGAGUCCAGGACAGAGAAGAUUCACCUGCCGCGUAUCAGAGAGGACACCCACACUACCAGCAGCUGUAAAGGUGCCACUCUGGUUAGCUUGUUUCAGCACGAGAGGAUCAUGAUGUAAUGCAAACUUAAUGACACUCAGGGCUGCUCUAAUAUUUCAUUAUAUGUUCAUUAAAUGAUCUAGCUAUAGUGGCAUGUUGUCCACUCUUAUUCCUGUCACUGAUGUUGUUGCUGUUUGAAAAUAAAA
Messenger RNA from Labrus bergylta (ballan wrasse), 2316 nucleotides. Lineage: Eukaryota; Metazoa; Chordata; Actinopteri; Labriformes; Labridae. The record is from RefSeq and is a predicted model, not a curated record.